AUGACUACCGCGCCUCUAUCCGGUCAUCCUAAUGGAAGCUUGGCCAACACCCGAGGAGCCAUCCCUCUCAAUGAAGCGUUUGAGCGUCUCCGCUGGUCAGUCUUUGAGGACAUCUCCAACAUUCUCGUUCUCGACGAACCAAAGACUCCCGGUCGGAAGCCUGGCCUGUCACCCUUUGGAGGCCACGCGAUCGCAUCGGAACCAGCUUCCGAGAUUCCUCUCACCAAGAUAGCCUUCAGCAUCGACGAGCUCAACCAGUUCGCAGCUCUUGAAACAGGCUUCAGCGAUGAAGAGUUCGACGAGCCUGGGUUUGAGGAGAAUCGUCGCUAUCAGCGACCAGAGCCCUUACUUGUUACCAGAGCAGAUGGCGGUAUUGUUACAGUUGCAGACGUCGUCCAGCAACUAUCAGGGUACUUUCUCACUCACAAGGAAGACAUACUUAAGGUGAAAGCCUAUGUGAAUGGGCACACGAGCGACCACGGGGCGGACGACGAGCAAGCUGUCACUACUACCCUGGGCGAAGAUCGGGGUACAUCUCCCGGCACGAGAGUCUUCUUCGAAGGAUUUUUUGGUAUCAUAGAGCCCACCAUGGAGUCGCUUCCCGUACUACUGUGGACCGAAUGGGAUGGCUCAUUUUCAUUGGAUGACAGACUGCUACAGCAAGCAUUUUAG
Molecule: messenger RNA, 672 nt
Organism: Alternaria viburni
Lineage: Eukaryota; Fungi; Ascomycota; Dothideomycetes; Pleosporales; Pleosporaceae
Exons: 1
Coding region: 1-672 (223 amino acids)
Source: RefSeq, a predicted model, not a curated record